GAAGAAUACAUAUGCAAAAAUGAAGUGAACCAUUUCCUGUGCUUUCCACAUUGUAUAGGUAUUUGUACAAGCAGUUUAAAAAUUUGUAUUUGUCAACUUUGCCAAAUUGGUUUUUGCGGCACAUCUGACAAGAUGAACAAGCCGGGACGGAGCUUUUUGUUGUGCUGGAACCAUUGCCCAAUUUAAUUAAAAUUAAAUCUGCAUGCUGAUUCCCUGACGAAAUGAAAGAGGUGAUAUUUUGGUCACCCAAAGAGGUGACAGAUUGGCUGAUGGAGAACGCUAUGCCGGAAUAUUGUGAGCCAUUGGGAAGUUUCACUGGGCAGGACUUGAUCAAUUUAACUAAGGAGGAUUUUAAGAAGCCACCUUUGUCACGUGUGUCUUCCGACAACGGGCAGCGGUUAUUAGACAUGAUAGAAACUUUAAAAAUGGAGCACCACAUUGAGGCACACAAAAAUGGGCAUGCCAAUGGGCACCUUAGUGUCAGCAUGGAUGUUGUCACCGGUGAAAAUGGUUUCAGCAGUAAAAUCAAACUGAACAGGAUGCCAAAUGGAUAUAGAAAAGAAAUGAUAAAGAUCCCUAUGCCAGAACCAGAGCGUUCCCAGUAUCCUAUGGAAUGGGGGAAGACUUUCCUGGCUUUUCUUUAUGCACUUUGCUGUUUCAUCUUUACCACAGUGACAAUCUCAGUCGUCCAUGAACGAGUGCCUCCCAAGGAGGUGCAACCUCCCCUACCAGAUGCAUUUUUUGACCAUUUUAACCGGGUUCAAUGGGCCUUCUCUAUUUGUGAAAUUAACGGCAUGAUCCUUGUAGGACUCUGGUUAAUUCAGUGGCUGCUCUUAAAAUACAAGUCUAUUAUUAGCAGAAGAUUCUUCUGUAUAGUUGGCACGCUGUACCUUUAUCGGUGUAUUACAAUGUAUGUAACUACACUCCCAGUACCUGGCAUGCAUUUCAACUGUUCUCCAAAGCUCUUUGGAGACUGGGAAUCCCACAUGAGAAGGAUAAUGAAACUGCUUGCUGGCGGAGGAUUGUCUAUCACAGGAUCUCACAACAUGUGUGGUGACUAUCUGUAUAGUGGUCACACAGUUAUAUUAACUCUUACAUACUUAUUUAUCAAAGAGUAUUCACCUCGGCGACUCUGGUGGUAUCACUGGAUUUGCUGGACUCUUAGCCUAGUUGGGAUGUUCUGUAUUCUCCUGGCUCAUGACCACUACACUGUGGAUGUGGUGGUGGCUUACUACAUCACUACAAGACUCUUCUGGUGGUAUCACACGAUGGCCAAUCAGCACGUGCUAAAAGAAGCUUCCCAAACUAACCUCCUUGCACGGGUGUGGUGGUAUAAGCCCUUCCAGUACUUUGAAAAGAAUGUUCAAGGAAUUGUACCUCGCUCUUACCAUUGGCCUUUUCCCUGGCCAGUGCUACAUCUGAGUAGGCAAGCUAAAUACAGCAGAUUGGUGAAUGACACAUAACAACUAUAAACAAUUUGGGGAAAGGAACUGUCCAAAGUGCUAAGAACUCCAUGAGAGAAGAUGCCAUAAAAAGUGAACUACUCCCUGAUCCUUUCUUUUAACAGUUACCUUGACUUAACCUAUUCAGUUACCUGGUAAGCACUGUGAUCUCUUUUUCUCUCCAAAGGAUCUACGUUGGACAACAAUAAAGAAAAUUUAACUUAUCAUGCACUGUAUACACUUCUUGUUAAUAGAUUUGGGAUUUACAUUACCCAUCACCACGUUCCUUUGUAUAUGAUGCGACAGCAUAAAUGAAAGCUUUUAUAUCAUAAGUUGUGGUCUUUCCAGUCAUGUCUGGGAAUAAAGCAUAUUAUUUUCUUGGGAAAACAUACUUUUCAUAUCUCUUGCCCCAAAGAUUGGGCUGUAAGCCAUUUUCUAGCAAAUGUCUAUAUGAAGGUUUCUAAAUACCUGACUGGGGUGAAAUUAAGGAAUCUUUCUACCUGUUGCACCAAUGAUUCAAAUAAAAUGAUAGACACAGAAAGGUUUGGUAACUUGAUUUUGUAAAACAGCAGUGACAGUAUCAAAAAGAAGUGCAAAAAAUGAUAUUCUGUUGUAAAGUGAUUUUCUAAGUAUUUCCUAAAUUUAUUUUUCAAAAUGAUAUGUAUGGAAACUAAAUUUAAAAAGAUUUUUACAUGUCAGAGAAAAGUGAGUUAAAGUAAAUGCUUCUUGGGAGAGAGAGAUUUGUCUAUGUUUCUAGUGCCUUUCUUGUCUUGAUUGUAUGGUCAGUAGGCAGUCAUAAAUGUUUUUAUUUAAAAUAAAGUAUUCCAUAAAAACAGAAGUAAAAAUACUGUAUACUAAAUUUUGCGUUUAUAGCUAACUUAAACUGGAAAUUUGCUUAUAAUGUUGACGUUGCAAUGAGUAUGGAAAAACCAAAAAUCUGUUCACACAUUGUGGACAGAUCCUAAUAAAAUGUACCACUUUAACUUAUUUUAUUGUCUACUUGGUAGUUGAAUUUUACCAGAAAACAGCCAUGAAUUUCCCCUUGGAAAAAAAAAAAAAGUUUUGCAGAAGAUCACUGAGUGAACUCUGAGUAGUCUCUCUAUUCCCUUAAUGAAAACGUUGAAAAACAACAAAAAUAAUCUAUUUCUUUAAAAUUAUAUUUGUGCAGAAACUGCAUGUAACUCAAGUUUCACUCCUACCAUACAUACUGUAUGUUUGGGGAAGUAUUUUAUCCUAUAUUUGCCAAUGUGCAGAACAAAAUAGUUUUUUUUAAGAAUGAAGAAGAGUGUGUAUAUAUAUAUAUAUAUAUCUAUAUCUAUAUCUAUCUAUCUAUAUCUAUAUAUAUAGAUAUAGAUAUAUCUAUAUAUCCAUUCUGUAUUUUACGUGAAGCAGAGUUAUCUUCUGUAGGGUUUUUGUGUAUUCACAAGGUGAUAUUUGUAUUGUAAAACAAUAAUGGUGAAGGAAAAUAAAAAGGCUUUUAAAAAAUGUAGUUUCCUUUAUCUUUUUAAAAUUGUUUCUCAGAUUUAACAGUAGGAUUACUCUUCAGAGACAUAUCUUUGCUUUUCUGUGUUCUACUGAAUUAUAGGCCCUCAAAGUUGGACUGUAUUGAAACUGCAUUAAUUUUUAAUUGCUGUUAACACUUAGCAAGUCAGUGCCUUAUUUUUAAAUAAAUGCUAUGCAAUAGAUAUUACUAUUUCAAUCUGAUACUAAAUCUUAUGAGCCUUCCUUAGAUUCAUUAUUUGAACAUCACUAGGGCUUGAAAAAUCUACCUGUAAACUAUUAGAACCAAGCUUAAUUGCCCGGGCAGAAAUUUUCUGGAGUCCUUACCUAAAAGCUACUCCACCUACAAUUGAAAUAAACAUCCUUGUUAAAUUUCUAUUUUAAGAAAUCGCUGUAAAAGUAAAACUGCAUACCUUUGGCAACAUUUACCUUUAUAGCUCUAUUUCCUGGCCCUUUCUCUGUCUCAGUGUUUAAGACACGCCCCCCCUCUCCCCAAGGAGCAUGCCUUGUUGCUUCACAUAGCUUUCCAAGUAUCAGCAGAAUGAAACUGACCUAAUUUAUAGCCAUUUCCUUACUACUCAAAGGUUUUUUUCACUUCAUUGUUUCUUGGUAAAGCUAUGAGCAGCAACUGUGGAGCUAUUUUGUCUACAAAUUUAGGAAAGCAGCACUGCAUUCAGUUCAUGUUUGCAAAAUUAUUUUUGCAGAAACGGAACCAAAAAGUUGACUAAAAAGUCUUGAAAAUUAAUGAUCCUUGAGCAAGAUUCCAGCUCCUAGAGGCAUGUGAAUAAGUAGAUUUUUCAAGACCUGGCAUCACAUGCAUCAAAAAACAUUGACAUAAAUGUAUGUAUGAAUAUAUGCACAUUAAAUUUAAU
This is a messenger RNA of Alligator sinensis (Chinese alligator), 3814 nucleotides long. It is a transcript of the gene SGMS1, whose product is annotated as sphingomyelin synthase 1. NCBI's taxonomy places the organism in Eukaryota, Metazoa, Chordata, Crocodylia, Alligatoridae. The coding region runs from base 222 to 1463 and encodes 413 amino acids. Gene Ontology annotation, biological process: sphingomyelin biosynthetic process; ceramide biosynthetic process. Gene Ontology annotation, molecular function: protein binding; ceramide cholinephosphotransferase activity; sphingomyelin synthase activity. The record is from RefSeq and is a predicted model, not a curated record. The transcript has 5 exons. Gene Ontology annotation, cellular component: endoplasmic reticulum membrane; Golgi membrane.